AUGAGGAGCCGGCCAUUGUGUCUGUGGGAUUUCACUGGUUCACACAGGGAUGUCGUUCCUGAAGGUUAGAAACUGAGGGCUCUGACUGCAACAGCCCUUUUGUGUGCCCACAGACCUGUUGAGGGUUGGUAAACAACCUCCACGGCUGUCAGCUUAAUUUGAGUUUGAACAGCAGUUUGCGGGGGGAAACAGAGGAAGAAGCAUCAAAUCAGAGCCCGACCAAGCGUUAGUACCAGAAUGCCAUUGUGUUUAGCCGGGGCUGCAGUUUGGAGUGGUGCUUUGAUGGACACGUCACACUUUAUAAUCCACUGCUCUCAGCCCUAUUGUGCUGCUCAGAUUGUUCCCUGCGUCCCUGCAGUCCAAACGCAGCUUUUGUGAAAUUUGGGUUUUGUAGCACUAGGUCUUUCUGCAGUUCUUACACAGUGUGGUGUGGGAGAUUACACACCCUGGCCCUCCAAACCAUGACUGAUCUCAGCUCGGCCCAAUCCCUCUUUCAUUUCUCCUCUUUUCACAAGACGUUUUGUGUAAAGGCCCUCUCCCUUUCUUAGCUCAUGUCUUAUGUCUUGGUAUGAGUCUCAUUCUUCAGUUAUCAGUGCUGUAUAUGUAAUCACUGUUUUUUAUCAUGUUGACUUUAUAUACUGUAUGGGUAACUGAUAUUUUGAUGUUACUUUUGAAAUGUUCUAUAGCUGACAUUAAGUAUACAAGGAGAGGAAGACGAAACCCAAUGGAGAAUAUACACAGAGUGGACAAAACAUUAGGAACACCUUCCUAAUCUUGAGUUGCACCCCCUUUUGCCCUCAGAACAGCCUCAAUUCGUCGGGGCAUGGACUCUACAGUCGUGGUCAAAAGUUUUGAGAAUGACACAAAUACUAAUUUUCACAAAGUCUGCUGCCUCAGUUUUGAUGAUGGCAAUUUGCAUAUACUCCAGAAUGUCAUGAAGAGUGAUCAAAUGAAUUGCAAUUAAUUGCAAAGUCCCUAUUUGCCAUGAAAAUGAACUUAAUCCCCCAAAAACAUGUCCACUGCAUUUCAGCCCUGCCACAAAAGGACCAGCUGCCAUCAUGUCAGUGAUUCUCUCGUUAACACAGGUGAGAGUGUUGACGAGGACAAGGCUGGAGAUCACUCUGUCAUGCUGAUUGAGUUAGAAUAACAGACUGGAAGCUUUAAAAGGAGGGUGGUGCUUGAAAUCAUUGUUCUUCCUCUGUUAACCAUGGUUACCUGCAAGGAAACAUGUGCCGUCAUCAUUGCUUUGCACAAAAAGGGCUUCACAGGCAAGGAUGUUGCUGCUAGUAAGAUUGCACCUAAAUCAACCAUUUAUCGGAUCAUCAAGAACUUCAAGGAGAGAGGUUCAAUUGUUGUGAAGAAGGCUUCAGGGCGCCCAAGAAAGUCCAGCCAAGCGCCAGUACCGUCUCCUAAAGUUGAUUCAGCUGCGGGAUCGGGGCACCACCAGUGCAGAGCUUGCUCAGGAAUGGCAGCAGGCAGGUAUGAGUGCAUCUGCACGCACAGUGAGGUGAAGACUUUUGGAGGAUGGCCUGGUGUCAAGAAAGGCAGCAAAGAAGCCACUUCUCUCCAGGAAAAACAUCAGGGACAGACUGAUAUUCUGUAAAAGUUACAGGGAUUGGACUGCUGAGGACUGGGGUAAAGUCAUUUUCUCUGAUGAAUCCCCUUUCCGAUUGUUUGGGGCAUCCGGAAAACACCUUGUCCGGAGAAGAAAAGGUGAGCGCUACCAUCAGUCCUGUGUCAUGCCAACAGUAAAGCAUCCUGAGACCAUUCAUGUGUGUGGUUGCUUCUCAGCCAAGGGAGUGGGCUCACUCACAAUUUUGCCUAAGAACACAGCCAUGAAUAAAGAAUGGUACCAACACAUCCUCCGAGAGCAACUUCUCCCAACCAUAACUAGGUGGCUCGGGGAACAAAACAUCGACAUUUUGGGUCCAUGUUCAGGAAACUCCAGACCUUAAUCCCAUUGAGAACUUGUGGUCGAUCCUCAAGAGGCGGGUGGACAAACAACAACCCACAAAUUCUGACAAACUCCAAGCAUUGAUUAUGCAAGAAUGGGCUGCCAUCAGUCAGGAUGUGGCCCAGAAGUUAAUUGACAGCAUGCCAGGGCGGAUUGCACAGGUCUUGAAAAAGAAGCGUCAACACUGCGAAUAUUGACUCAUUGCAUAAACGUAAUGUAAUUGUCAGUAAAAGCCUUUGACACUUAUGGAAUGCCUGUAAUUAUACUUCAGUAUACCAUAGUAACAUCUGACAAAAAUAUCUCAUAACACUGAAGCAGCUAACUUUGUGAAGACCAAUACUUGUGUCAUUCUCAAAACUUUUGACCACGACUGUACAAGGUGUCGAAAGCAUUCCACAGGGAUGCUGGCCCAUGUUGACCCCAAUGCUUCCCACAGUUGUGUCAAAUUGGAUGUCCUUUUGGUGGUGUACCAUUCUUGAUACACAUGGGAAACUGUUGAGCAUGGAAAACCCAGCAGCGUUGCAGUUGUUGACACACUCAAACCGGUGUGCCUGGCACCUACUACCGUAUCUCGUUCAAAGGCAAUUCAAUAUUUUGUCUUGCCUAUUCACCCUCUGAAUGGCACACAUACACAAUCCAUUGCUGGUUUGUCUCAAGGCUUAAAAAUCCUUUCUUUAACCUGUCUUAAUAUACACUGAUUUGAAGUGGAUUUAACAAGUGACAUCAAUAAGGGAUCAUAGCUUUCACCUGGAUUCACCUGUUCAGUCUAUGUCAUGGAAAGAGCAGGUGUUCCUAAUGUUUUGUACACUCAAUGUAUGCGUUUGUGUGCUUUUUUACACAGUAGGCGUUGCCUUUUAGUCAAUAAGACUGUUAUUGCUUUAUGGAAGAAGUAUAUAUUGUCCUUUCCUUUUGCCCUUUCGAGGAAUAUGUCGAUUCAUUGAUGUCUUGCCAUUGUCUGAUCAGUCCAUCAAACAGGCAGAAUGUGUGGAGGCGGAGGCAAUAUAAGAUUUGAGUCAUGUUGCUACACAAUUUGUCCUCUGUAUCAUACAAUAUAUGUCGAUAGAAAUUAUAAUUAUCCAAAUAUUUCUCUUUAGACUUGAGUAAUUAGUGAUAUUUUCUAAUACCUUAAUUUAGAGAUAUUUAGAUCUCAUUGGCCAAAAUCGGAAGUAUUUACCUACUUUCAUUAUCUUUUAAUUAAAUGGUAUAAUUCAGGGCUGCUACAAAAAUGCAUACAAAUAUUUGUAUCAUAUUAUUUGAUUAAAGGUUUAAAAGUAAACACUUGAUUCCAAUAUUUGGGUAGUUUUAAUCAUAAUUAACAUUUUAAACUUUCACAAAGUUAUAAUUCACAGCUUUCAAUUGUCUUAUAUGUUACCCUUUUUUAGUUGAGGAAUAAUAAUAAUAAUAUAAUAUGCCAUUUAGCAGACGCUUUUAUCCAAAGCGACUUACAGUCAUGUGUGCAUACAUUUUUUGUGUAUGGGUGGUCCAUACACAAAAUUGGUCACUCUACAGGAGGUUGGAUUUAGUCUGUAAAAUAUUAUACUUGUACAAUUUUAGUUAUUUCUUCAGAGGUGUUUUCGUAUUUGGAUCUCAUAUAGCAAUUUGUAACACAUGAAAUGAAAAAUGUUCUAUAUGAAACUAAAGCAUCCAAACAUACAUCACUGUCAAUGGAAAAUGCUUCCAUUAAAUCAGUCAAAACAGGCUGUGAAGUAGUACACAUUUUAAAAAGCCACCGUCAAGGCUACAACAAAUGAAAUAUACACUAUGCGCUAGAACACCAUUCCUGUCAAACAAUAAGCCCUAAUUUGUUCCUGUGUUCUCCUUCAGGUCCUCCCAACAACCACCACAGUCAGUCUCUGCGGCCGCCGCUCCCUCCUCCCCACAACCACCACCAGUCGUCGGCCAACUCCCUGAACCGCAACACCCUGGCCAGCCGCCGCGGCCCAACCCAUGCCCCCUCGGCGGCCCCCGGGGAGGGCCCCUCCACGCCAGAGUCAGUCCAGCUCCAGGACAGCUGGGCGCUGAACAGCAGCGUGCCCCUGGAGACCAGGUCAGUCACACUGUCUCCCUGCCUGCCUGUCUGCCAUCCGUUCAUGUUUGGACAUAUUUAUCCAAGUGACAAAGGUCUUUACCUUAAACCUAAAGGCUCUGGUCAGGUUUGUGGGUGCCCUCUGCCCAGCUGCUAGAGCUCUGAACUCAACACCCCCUCCUGCCGUUGCCCAUCUUCCCACACAGCCACACUGGCACACAGGCAGAGGCCCUGCCUGCUGCUCUCGCUCUCUGGUGUUCUGGUAGAUGGAAGCUGGUGCCCUCCUCUCUCCCUCUGUUCUGUCUUCUGUUUGGUGUGUGAUUGCCCGGCUCCUGCUGGUUUGUGGGUCGCUCCUCUAUGUUCCCAGAUCACACCCCAAACACGCCGCAUGCACAAUUCAUGAGGCCGGGACUACAGGGCGUGUCUCUUUAGAUGUUUUAUUCACCAGGAGCACAGGCGCAGCUCCUGCUACUCCUGCUACUGCCGGGCGCCUUCAUCUACCUGCUCCCUCCUCUCCAGUCACAGCCAGCAUGCCUCUACUGAGUGAGGAAAUCAGUUUGAAAAAAGAGUUAUACUAUUGGAACUCCAAAUGAUGAUAUACUGUGCACAGUAUAGAUAUUUAUCAAUGUUUCUCAAUUCCAUAAUGUUAGCUGAGAUACGCAGGAAUAACGAGACAGUGUUCAGGAUGUUAGGGUUGUAUUUCCUGAUUUGGUGUCCUAGCAGCAUGAGUUUUUAGGCCAGACGUUUCCCCAAACGUCUCCAGUAUGGUGGUUUGUUAGUUAGUUUAUUAGGUUUUAUGACUUCCCUUUCUACCGUGGACAGCAACCCAAUUUCCUCUUCCUAGUCCUACACUUUACACAGACAGCUAUAUACACAUACACAUUCACACAAAUGCACACAAACGCCAAAUACAAACAAACAAAACAGUACAAAAACACUGCGUCUAUUCCCUCACUAUCUUCUCCCCCUAGUGCUCCUUGCCCUUUUCUCCUCUCCCCCCUUCUGUGUCUCCUCUUCUCUCUUCCCUCUCUCCCUGCCCCCUCAUUGCCUGUUCUCAGCAGGCAGAUUAAUAUAGCUUCUGUCGGGGCAUAUGGGCCUGACCUCACACACUUCAGUUCAUAAUUCUUUGUCUUUCAGAUGCCCCUGUCUAGGGCGUCUUGCAGCGCUAGCACUUUUACUUAGUUUCACCCAUUAAUACUGCUUGGUCUUUAUAGAGUCUCCCUCAUAGGCACAAAACAGCAUUUCAUCUGGGACCUGACCCUUUACCCUGUGACCUGGAACCACCUGCCAUGCUGUCCAUCAUACCACUGCUGGAGAUAAUAUAACUCAUACAGUACAUUCAAACACACACGCACACGCACACGCACAUGCUCUCUCUCUCUCUCUCUCUCUCUCACACUCACACUCACACACACACACACUUGGGUUUGGCUUGGAAAAAUCAUUUUUUUUGCAAUGGAGCAAAUCAACUGUAAGCUUACCAUAUUGCACAUGACUACAGUAGAAAGACACAUAACAUAGUGCAGGGGUUUUGAAACUUGGGUCCGGGGACCCCUAGGAGGUACUGCAGGAGUCCGCAAUUUUAUUGAAUACAUUUUUGGGAUUUUUUAUAUGAAAAAUAUGAAUAUCGCUAGCUACAACAUAAUACCAUUGUAGAUAACAGUUUUAUCUCUCUGCGUCCAGUAUGAAAUAAGUUAGAGGUAGUUUCACGAACCAAUGCUAACUAGCAUUAGAGCGUUGUUCAUCCAACUCUGGGGAAGUAGAUAAAUGGCUUCAUUGCCAAAAUCUCAAACUAUCCCUUUAAUAUGGAGGAAAUUACAGUCAUUGGAGCUAAUUACUGUUUUUCUUCUGUAUAUAAAAUUCUUAGGCGGGCCGUCUAAGUGGUCAUUUUUGGGAUGGAAAAACAGUUUCAGUGUCAACUUAAACGACCAAAACCAGAUAGAAAGCAUGCAGAAAAGAUAUUGAACUAUAUAUAUUUUUUUAUAAAACAAUCUUUGAAAACUAAGAAUCGAAUAAAAGCUAGACAGUCAAGGAAAAUCCAAAAUUAAAUAAAAAUGGCAUUCAGGGCACAUGCCCAUUGAUUUUGUUGUAAUGUUUGAGCAGAGGAACACAGCAUUAGACAUGGCAAAAUGCAUAGAAUUGCAGGAAAUUAGCUUUAAAGCUGCAGAAUUGUCUCUCAGCUCCAUGCCAAACUGUGUAGGAUUGCUGGAAAUUAACUUCAAAUCUGCCGCAGUUCAAUGGAAAGAUUUGAAGAAUUGCAGACAAUUACCUUUAAAACAGCUAAAUGUUCUCGCCACUGCCAAGAUACCUUUACCUUUCUAGCUAAUAGGCUAUGUUAGAGUUGACACUUCCUCUUCCAAUUUAACUGUGGGGUGGUCAAAAUAAUGAAACUGUCUACCAAAUCUAUUAAUUUAAAAAAUAUAUAUUACUUAUACUUGCCAUUAUCAUUCACCUUUUUGCUAACAUAUGAUGGGGGUACCUGGGUCGCCAGUUUGCAUGGGCAAGAAAAGUUUGAAAACCACUGUCAUAGUACAAUAUUUUAUAUAAUUCCCUCAUGAAAUGCUUGCCCUAGUCUUUAUGUGCCAUGGAACUAGAGUGCAUAAAUGAGCAGCAAAAAUGUUCAGGGUGACAUCGAUGUUAUCUAUAAAGGAUCCAUAUUUUGUUGUGUUACAAAGUGGGAUUAAAAUGGAUUUAAUUGUAAUUAUUUGUCAACAAUGUACACAAUACUCUUUAAUGUCAAAAUGGAAGAAAAAUGUGUACAUUUAAAAAAAAAGAUUAAUACAAAUGUAAUAACUAAAAUAUAGUUGUUGCAUAAGUCAAUGCAUGUUAGAAACAAAUUUGGCAUCGAUUACAGCUGUGAUUCUUCUUGGGUAAGUCAAAAGAGCUGCACACCUGGAUUGUGCAAUAUUUGCCCAUUUCUUAUUUUCAAAAUUCUUCAAGCUCUGUCAAGAUGUUGGGGAUCAUGGCUAGAUAGCAAUUUUCAAGUCUUGACAUAGAUUUUCAAGCAGAUUUAAGUCAAAACUUUAACUUGGCUACUAAGGAACAUUCACUGUCUUCUUGGUAAGCAACUCUGGUGUAGAUUUGGCCUUGUGUUGUAGGUCUUUCUUUGCUGUGUUUUUUGCCGUAUUACUUUAGUGCCUUGUUGCAUACAAGAUGCAUGUUUUGGAAUAUAUAUUUUUUCUGUGUAUUUGUAUUCUUCUUUGCACUCAUUUAGGUCCCUACAAUGUUGUUGAUCCAUCCUCAGUAUUCUCCCAUCACAGCCAUUAAACUGUAGCUAUUUUAAAAUCACCAAUUGCCUCAUGAUAACAUCCCUUAGCAGUUUCAACCCUGUCCUGCAGCUCAGUUCAGAAGGACGACUGUAUCUUUGAUGUGUCUGUUUGGUUUAAUACAUAAUCCACAGCAUAAUUAUUUACUUGACCAUGCUUAAGAGAUAAUCAAUGUCUGAUGUGUCAUUGUUACCCAUCUACCAAUCACUGCCCUUCUUUAUGAGGCUAUUGAAAAGUUCCCUGGUCUUUGUAGUUGAAUCUGUGCUUGAAAUUCAAUAUUUGACUGAGGGACCUUCCAGAUGUUGUAUGUAUGAAGGACAGAGGAAGGGUCAGUCAUUCAAACAUCAUGUCAAUCCCUAUUAUAUCACACAGAGUGUCCAUGUAACUUAUUCUGUGAUUUGUUAAGCCACAUUUUAAUCCUGAACUAAUUUAGGCUUGCCAUAACAAAGGGGCUGAAUACUUAUGCAGUGACUAUAUUUUAGUUAUGAAUGUUUUAUUUAUCUUAAAAAAUAUAUAAAAAUGACAUUACAGAGUACUUUGUGUAGAUUGUUGACAAAAAAAGGACUAUUAAAUCCAUUUUAAUCCCACUUAGUAGCACAAUAAAAUGUGAAGAAAUCCAAGGGGUCUGAAUACUUCUGCAAGGCACUGUAAAUCUGUCAUACUCUAGGGUCCAGUCUCAUCACAUUCCAGAAAUUGUGAAUUGAAAUGAAAUAAUAAAAAAUCCAUUAUCCUGAGAGGUGAGCUGAGUCACUGCCCGGUCCGCUCUCUCCCUGUAUCCCAAUGGGCUUGUUUGAGACGUCUGGACCAUUCCUCUCUCUCUCUCACUCUCUUCCUCUCUCUCUCUAUCUGCAGAUUGAAUGUCCUCCUCCAGCAGUCGAUUUCUGCUGAGGAGCCCUGAAAUUAAACAGGUUGGGGGAGAUAAAAAAUCACAAAGUGUAGCGAGUAGCGGCCACCUGUGCAAUGGUGCUGUAGGACUAUAGGUGUUCCUCCCUAUAUUCUCAACAACAAUGUGCAUGUAUGAGCCGAGCCCUACUAGUGUAUGUAUUAGACAAUACUCAUGAGCAGUCUGCUCAUGUAAUAUGAAGACCAAGCCACUGAUUAUUAUGGUGCCGUAUUAGUAUGUUCAUGGCAUCUUUAUUGAAAUGCAUUAUGCACUAUUAAUGGCUGCCAUGUUAAAUGGUAGCGUUUGAAGCUUGUUCAAUUUCCAAAUGGAGACCUAAUGUGAAAUGCCUUUUUUCACUGUUUCAACCCCACUGAGACCCAGUUUCUUAACCGUGAGCUCUGUCUAGGAGAGACAUCUUCUGAGAAUAAGAUAUUUUUCUCUGUGUUCAACUGCGGCAUUGUGGUUGCUAUCCUGUCAGAUUUAGUUUUGUUGUUGUGGAAGUCUUCAAACGUUGAUUGAUUCUAUUCUAUUUGACAGUUUUAAAAAAAAAUGACAUAUACACACACACAGUACAUACAUUUUAAAAACUAGUCUGGGAUAACAAAAUAAAGUCAAUGACUUAUUUUUAUUGUGGUCCCUUAAAGUGCAUGGUGCAAUACACUACAUAAAUACAAUUAAAUGUAUUGCACAAUUGCAAGGUCACUUGAAGAGUUAACUUAAAUUCCUUCUGAAGGUAGUAAACAAAAUGAUCCAGCCACACUAGGGGGGUUCAACUCCCGAACCUUUUGAUGUUGCUUUUUAUUAGAUUAGAUUGACUGACUCUGGCACCGUCGGUAUGGUCAGGAUGGUUCAGUGUGUUAGCACCCAGCUCAAUGUGUUGCCGUGGUUGCACCUUGCAGACAGACCUGGCCCUGCCUGCCUGAUAUUCUGGAGGUAUUGGUAUUGAGAGAGAAGCAACCAGAACAUCCAACAGUUCAGCCCUCCGUGCCUUGAAUGCCAAACAGGGUUCAUUACAUAAAUUCUUAUGCUACAUUUCUGUUGCCCUUGAUAGCUUUACCAUUAUGUCCUGGCAUGUCUGGUAGAAUACUAAUAGAGCUAGACUCCAGUUGAAUUCCUGUUCAUUAUCUGUAAAAUCUCCAUUUACUCGUUAAUUGCGCUGGCUUUACACGCCCUCCCCCAGGAUGAGAGAAGUGUUUACUGUGAAAGAGAGACUAUGAACACAGUUUUGUCUUGCUGUUUUGUUUUGUUCUGUUUGACUUGGUUUGUAUUCAUCUGUGGUUUUGUUUAACUGUCUGUGUGGGAUAAACUCCUCUGAGUGGCAUGUUGUGGCCAAUUUACAAACAGGAGCAGGAAGGAAAGAAAAUACUUUCACCAUUAGUGCUAUUUAAAAUGAUGAUAGAUUAACAUCUGGAUAAAAUAAAUAAACAAAAAGGCAAAAAGUCUCACCUGAAAGAAAAUAGUUUUUUGGGGUGUUCUUAUUCAAAUGAAGCUUUGAUGCUGGCUCUCCUCUUUUAAAAAUGUAAUAACUGCUGAAUAGGACAUUUAUUUUUACUAUUGACUGAUUUGGAUACAAACGGCCUUCUUUGUCAUGUCAGGACAGAGAAUAUUAUAUGCUCUUCUAUGUUGUGAUAAUAUUGUGUUGUUUCAUUCAGGUGGUAAUACCCACACAUUAUCAACUGUGAUAUCAUCCAACUCAUCUCAUCUCUUGUGUGCUUGCCAAAGCUAUCUCUGACGACGGCUAUACGACUUGUGCCCUGGUGAAUAAAAUAUGAUUGAUUUAUGGAUUCAUUUUCCUGCCGCCUGCUAUGGUGCAAUUAACAUGCAUCUAGUUGAGAGGAUAUUCUCUCCACUAACACGGUGUGACGUGAUGGCCGUGGCCAGCCGCCUGCCUGUCACCAAGGGACAGGUCAUUAAUCAGGCAGUGUCGGCGGGCAGGCCAGGGUAAGGGGCAGGGCGCUAACCUCAGCCAUGUUUUCAUUAGUGCACAUACACAGCCGUCAGGAGGGGCCGCUCCCAGUGUAACACCUUCUCAGGUUGCCGCGGUGACACCUCUUUUCACUGUCUUCAUCCCCCUUUGGUAUAUACAGAGGAGGAGGUAUAGAGGGUGAUACUCUGAGGAACCAUAAUGGCCAUCUGGAAAGUCAGCAUAUGUGCAUCGUGUUAGGCUGAACUCAUAUUUAACACAAGCAAAAUGGGGAUCAACCAAACAUACGUAUAUCAAUCAUAUUUUUGGAUGUCAUCCCUUUGAUCGCCGCUAUACAGCCAUAUACAGUAUAUUCAAUAUAUUAUGUUCAGACAAACCAUUCCUGAAGGUGUUUAUUUCACUUCACAUGAGAUUGUUAGAGUGAAUUGAAUGUUGAUUAUUAGGUCACAUGUUGCAGACCUUGGGAUUAGUUGAUCUCAUCAGCGAGCCAUCAUUUGAUAUUAACUGAUAAUUGGGUAGACAGGCAAGUCAGCCCACUUUAUCAUCACUAUUCCAGGGUGAGGAAUGCCGAUACACAAUCAAAAUGGCUAUGAAAACAGGCUGUUGCCUUGAGCAGGUUUCACAGUUGACCUUGCCUGCAUGUAAAUCCCAAUGUAAGACUGAUCAGAAAUGUAACGACUGAGCGAGACACAUCGAGGUAAGACCUUGAGUUAUGAGAUGUGCGCACGCCUCCUACAGCUUGUUUGUGCAUACAACCAGUUUUUUUUUCUUCUCUCACUCCUCCUCACUUUGUCUCUCACUCAUAUCUAAGUCGUUCUGUUCCUUUCUCACCCCAUGAAAUUAUUUCUGAGCUGACGCUGUCAUUUGGACACAGACCACCAAACCGGUGAAUUGAGAAUUGACGGUCAAUCCAUUUGUUACUCUCUCUGCUGCUUCCCCUUACCUACUUCAAAGAAGAGCUCUUUCCCUUUACAACACAUAUAGUCGAUUUAACAGACAUCUUUGACAGAUUUCCUACUUAUUUCUAAUGUUAAUUCCCAGACCUUUUGUUACAAGUCAUCCUUGGUGUUCUCCAUCGGUUCUUCGGUUGGUUGAGAGAUGGGCUGUGGAGAGCCUGUUCGUGUUGAUGUCAGUCUUCUACGGCUAGGAUUGGUCAGACACCAGCUCAGGAGUUGAGACGCGUAAUUGGUAGAUAUGCACCAUUGAUCUAGUCACUACUUCUCCAAUUGAGGAGAGGAGAAGAAACUGUCCUUUUGUUGUGUGUGAGUGAAUAGAAGAGAAAUUGAGUUUUUUGAGGCGAGAGAGGAGUGACACCAUGAUGAUUGAUGCGGGGGGUUGUGGACUUCCUUCCCAGUCCGGGCUGGAGCUGUGGAACGAGAUCUGAGAGGAGAGUGUUUUUGGGUUCAGUGUGGGGCAGCAGCUUGUGAGAGCUUCCGACCGGCAUCAAAGCGGCACGGUCAACUGUCUUCCACUUUCAUCCCCAUCCCAUCUGCCUCCUCGUAGACCUCCCCGCGGGGUCUGCCACCCACCUGGCACAGGCCAGCAUUGCACUGGCCUGGCACUGGGGUCUGCCCGUAGCCAAGCUGGGCACUGGACACGGCCCACAGAGUCAAACCGACGGCAAUGAGGUGCUGGGGGAGAGAUACUGUUGAAGCGGACUCCUUUAGCUACAGUAUUUACUAAUCUUCACAUUGGUAUAUAUGCAGAAUGUUGUUGUCGUGCAAGACGGGUAGAAAUUAGACUGCUGAUGACGAAGAAGCAGUUGAUUUUUAUCCUUAGCCUAAGCACUAACCAUGAUAAUGAGUAUAAUAAUGAAAUGCCAGGAAGGAGAUCAUCUUUAUAUUCUGAAUGCUUUUAGCUGUAUAAUUCAGUGUCCUUAGACCGCUUUGAGUAGCGUGAAUAAGAAAAUCAAUGCAGGUGAAUAAUUGCUGGUAGAAUAUAGAGGGGCACUUCAUUGCUCCAGAUGUCCCAUUAUAUUCUGAAAGCUACUGUUCACUCCAACACAAUUUGCACAUUCUAUUGGCAAUAGAGACCCUGUAGCAGCUGAUUGUAACUCUGUGUGUCCGCCUCUUUCUCUCUCCUUUCCCUUUUCUCUCCUUCGCUGUAGGCACUUCCUGUUUAAAACCCCAUCUGGGACCACUCCCCUGUUCAGCAGCUCGUCUCCAGGGUACCCCCUGACGUCUGGGACCGUCUACUCCCCCCCACCGCGGCUGCUACCCAGAAACACCUUCUCCAGGAGCUCCUUCAAGCUGAAUAAACCCUCCAAGUACUGCAGCUGGAAAUGUGCUGCCGUGUCGGCCAUCGCUGCUGCCGUCCUGCUGGCCGUGCUGCUCUCCUACUUCAUAGGUAGGCAACGGUACACUUCAGAACAGUACUGUAGGCCCCCUUGUUAUAGUGAUAUGCUAUCUGCUAUCAGAUUGGCUUGGCUCAUAUCACCUGUUUGGGAAUGAACUGGAAAAUAUUCCACCUGAAAAUCAAGGGUACCAUAGGCCUAUCAAAAUAAUGAUAUUAAAAUUCAUAGAUACUUGACAUGGAAAAGGAAUUGCUAGAACCUUGCACAUAUAUCAUAAUUAGCUUGACAUUUGACACACAAUGAAUCAGUACGUGCCGUUUUGCAUAUUAUGUUGGUUAUUAUAAAAUGGAAUAUGUAUUCAUGCUCAUGACAAAUGUAUGACCGUGGAUGAAGCACAUUGAAAGAACAGGCUAUAUGAACACUCAACCUACUCUAGCCUUACUCCGUGAUCGGUUUCAUCCCACAAUAUUUACUAUGAGCAUUUUGUUUUGUGAGGUAACGAUUUAUAGUCAGAAUGAGGCCUCUCAGGCAGUGUUCAGAUCUGACAUGCUGAUUGUGAGUCAUCGCAGCACUGCUGUUAGCUCCCCACACCAGGCUGAGAGAGGGAGCCUGUCGCUCCCCAAGCCUUGCUCCUCAGAGGACUGUGGACACAGUCGAUACUGAGGCGUAGAGCGCUAGAGUGAGAGAGGGAGCGGAGCCCACUGCAGGAGGGUUGGAAAAUAAGAGCAAACACAUCAAAGGGCUUUGAUGAGCUGAUCAAGAGCCUCACUGUGGUCGUGUAGCUCAGUUGGUAGAGCAUGGCGCUUGCAAUGCCAGGGUUGUGGGUUCGAUUCCCACGGGGGGCCAGUAUGAAAAAAAUAUAUAUAUAUAUAACAUGUCUGCAGUGGAGAGCUCAGUAACUCACUAACUGUAAGUCGCUCUGGAUAAGAGCGUCUGCUAAAUGACUAAAAUGUCACAUAAUAACAGCUAAGGCCAAUCUCCUGUGGGGGGGGUUGCCUGAAGAUGUUGUAUUAAGGGCUCUGUGUGGUAGAAACCGAUACAUUAGUUGUGGUGGCCAAGCUUAUGUGGUUUUCGGUCGACUUCACCCUGCUUUCAGGGCUUCACUGUUUGGAAUUGCAAUGUUUGUGGAUAUAUUUAUUCACUGUGAGAUUGCGUUGACACGUUUGUCCUUUUCAAAGCUGGAGAGACACACACAGAGGGGGAGAAAAAACAGAGAGAGAGAGGGAGAGCUGUCUCAUUGUCUCUGGGCAGCCAUGGGUGGAAGCUGGCUGUGUGUGUGCACUGGUGUGUGGUGCGUGGUGAAACUCCCCCAUUACCUGUGGGAUUAUGUUUCGCAUGGCGUGGCACUCAGGCACACCGAGGGAGGGAGGCAAGGCCACCACUCAGCAGGCAGAGUGCUCUGUAUCCCAGCGCGGGGAUGGGGUUCGAGGCUUUACGGGCUGAGCGGUUCUGAUCCAGCCCCCGGGCCAGGCCAAUACUCAGUGGGCCUGGACUUCUGAGCAGAACCGGCCCCUGUGCGUGCGUGCAAGCUGCAGAAAGAAAUGUGACCGUGGCUUUUUACAAACAAACAAAUCUGGGCGGCUGCACCUGAGCUCUCCACUGCAGACACAGCCAUAGCCACAGACUACACAGAGAGAGGCCCAGACUCUGUUUACGUACCUGGGAGAUCUGCACUAAUGCAUCUGAAAACGCAGCAGUCAGACAAAUAUAGGUUAUUUCUGUUUCCCUCUUCCAUAAGUGUCUAAAAAAUUAUGCUGUCUGUCCUUUUUUUGAACUCCACAAUUAGUAUUUGAAGAGAACUUCUCUCAGAGACUCAAGACAAAGAAUAUGCUCUGAAAGAGUUGAAUGCUAGUCUCUGUUUGAGUCUGCGUAGCAGCAUGCCUCUUAACCCAAUACACUUGUGGGAUAGGACUAAAUUGAAAUGUUUCUUACAGAAGAAAUAUGGAAAGCGUAUGCAUAAACCAUGGUAGCAAAGAGGAAUCGAUAUAGGUUCUAAUCUCGUCUUUAUGUGCAUUUUACAUUGACUGUACAUUUCGCCACAUUUGUUGAUAACGAAAUCUGUAAAUACUCUGGAUACAUUCAGUAACAUGACUCGACUAUUCCUGUAAAAUGUGGGGUAGGUGCAACAUAAGACAAACAAUUGACAAGGGUUUGAGUGAGAGGACUAGCUGGAGUCUCCAAGUGGCCACACACCUCUCCAAAGUGUGCACAGUUCCUACGUCAUUUUAAUCCACCUUUAUGACUCAAAGAAGAGUCUUCAACUAUAAGGUGCUAUUUUGAGCUCUCCUAGCUGUGCUGUUGAGGAACUAGAGCAAGCAGACUUGUAGUUGUUGUCUUUGGAACACAGCCCUGCAUCCCCGCCUACACAAUUACUGUUGUUGUUUACACAUUCCAAAAACAGUCCAUUAUAAAUCGCAAUCUGGUCAGGUGGGCAUCAUUUGAAAGCGUGUUCUAUUGCCAACAUGGCUAGCUAGUUAAAUUACUAAAUACGAUCUUACAGUGUUAGGCUUUCACAAGGCAAUUCAGAGAAGCAGAUCCUAAUUUUGGUGCAUUCAGAUGCGUGUUCCCCGCCAAAGUUCUUCACAAUACAACAAACAGGCUCAUUCUGUUCAGGACAACCCAGGGUAUAAGGCCAUGUCAUCUUGUAACUGUACAUCAAACAUAGUGAUCAUAGACGUUGACACUAUAUUACGAGUUUUAUGAUAUGGAAAUGGGAAGUGCACAUUUGGACUAACCAGGUGUUUGGCUUGUAUGACAUCAAAGCGGUAUUUAUUAUAAUUCUCAAUGUCUCAUCUUUCAACAUACAUCGAUUCCUCUUUAAUGACAGCGUUUCCCUCACUCAGACAACAACACAUUUGCAAAAGUUGCCCAAUUAGUGGGAGGGAUCGGGGCAACGUCUUGUCACACGCGGUGUUCACGUUCAGAAUCGCUGUCAGUCGAAACCAAUACUGCACUGUGAAGAUGAGACCUUGAGCUCUGACGUCAUGAGUAGCAUGUUGUUGUACAGCCACUGCGGUCCAAUUUAGGCACAGUGUCCAUAUCUGCUAUUUUGAACCCGUAUACGGGUACGAGUGUAAAGAGCUACUGGGCCAAUCACAGGGCCGUUGUUACAUCAUGAAAGACUGACACCCACCAAUUGUCCUUGUAUCUCUCCACUCGUCCAUUCCUCUAAAGACACUUGUUUGCCACAAAGGUGUUUUUAUAAUCCUUGUGUUUUGUUUGGAAACACACUCGCUCACAGACCUACCGCAUCCAAGGGGCUGAGAGGUUUACUGUUGCUAGGACACAGGUGAGGUGAGCAGGCCUGAUGCAAGCCGAGCAGGUCUAGCAUCAUUAUGCUAGGUGGGGAUGGCGAUGGGGAGUGGAGAGCCCUGCUGCUGCUGCCUCCUGCGUCUUUCUCUCUCUCUCUCUCUCUCUCUCUCUCUCUCUCUCUCUCUCUCUCUCUCUCUCUCUCUCUCUCUCUCUCUCUCUCUCUCUCUCUCUCUCAUUUCUUAAAGGACAGCAGGUCUAAUUUACACUAAUUGGUGAACGAGGAUGAAAGGAAGAGAUAAAUGAUGAGUAUGUCUAGGCUUAGCUAUCCACCUCCCAAACACCCUUUUGAUAUAGGUUCUACUCUUAUCCCCUUAGUUACAGUGCAUUCAAAAAGUAUUCAGACCCCUUAACUUUUUCUACAUUUUGUUAUGUUACAGCCUUACUCUAAAAUGGAUUAAAAAAUAAAAAUAAUCCCUCAUCCAUCUACACACAAUACCCAAUAAUGACAAAGCAAAAACAGGUUUUUAGAAUUCUGUGCAACUUUAUACAACAUUUAAAACUGAAAUAUGACAUUUACAUAAGUGUUCAAACCCUUUACUCAGUACUUUGUUGAAGCACCUUUGGCAGCGAUUACAGCCUCGAGUCUUCUUGGGUGUAACACUAUAAGCUUGCCACACCUGUAUUUGGGGAGUUUCUCCCAUUCUUCUCUGCAGAUCCUCUCAAGCUCUGUCAGGUUGGAUGAGGAGCGUCGCUGCACAGCUAUUUUCAGGUCUCUCCUGAGAUGUUCGAUCGCGUUCAAGUCCAGGCUCUGGCUGGGCCACUCAAGGACAUUCAGAGACUUGUCCCAAAGCUACUCCUGCGUUGUCUUGGCUGUGUGCUUAGGGUCGUUGUCCUGUUGAAGGUGAACCUUCGCCUCAGCUAGCCGGUGCCCUCGACAGAUUAGCACAGUACCCCCUGUAAUUAGCCUCCCUGUCAUUCUAUGUUAUCCUCCUACUGCAUUUAUUUUUACUUCUGCUUCUUUUUUCUCACUUUUUGUUGUUUUUACUCUUUUUUUUUAAAAAUCCUGGUAAGGGCUAAGUAAGCUUUCACGUAAUUCUGCCUGUGUAUCCGCAUGUGACCAUAAAAUUUAUUGAUUUGAGGUGCUAGCGCUCUGAGCAGCAGACUAUCUGAUUUGCUCGUCAUCUUACCAUCCUGACUAGUCUCCUACUCUGAAAAAACCCACAGUGAGCCACCCCUUGCUUGAUGGUAUUGGCCAGGUGAUGAGCGGUGCCCGGUUUCCUCCGGGCUGUCAUGUGCCUUUUACUGAGGUGUGGCUUCCGUCUGGCCACUCUAACAUAAAGGCCUGAUUGGUGGAGUGCUGCAGAGAUGGUUGUCCUUCUGGAAGGUUCUCCCAUCUCCACAGAGGAACUCUGGAGCUCUGUCAGAGUGACCAUCGGAUUCUUAGUCACCUCCCUGACCAAGGCCCUUCUCCCCCAAUUGCUCAGUUUGGCUGGGCGGCCAGCUCUAGGAAGAGUCUUGGUGGUUCCAAACUUCUUCCAUUUAAGAAUGAUGGAGGCCACUGUGUUCUUGGGGACCUUCAAUGCUGCAGAAAUGUUUUGGUACCCUUCCCCAGAUCUGUGCCUCAACACAAUCCUGUCUCGGAGCUCUUCAGACAAUUCCUUCGACCUCAUGGCUUGGUUUUUGCUCAGACAUGCACUGUCAACUGUGGGACCUUAUAUAGACAGGUGUGUGCCUUUCAAAAUCAUGUCCAAUCAAUUGAAUUUACCACAGGUGGACUCCAAUCAAGUUGUAGAAACAUCUCAAGGAUGAUCAAUGGAAGCAGGAUGCACCUGAGCUCAUUUUCGAGUCUCAUAGCAAAGGGUCUGAAUACUUAUUUAAAUAAGGUAUUUCUGUUUUUAUUUUUAAUACAUUUGCAAAAAUGUCUAAAAAUCUGUUUUCGCUUUGUUAAUAUGGGGUAUUGUGUGUAGAUUAAUGAGGGAAAAAUAUUUAUUUAAUCCACUUUAGAAUAAGGCUGUAACGUAACAAAAUGUGGAAAAAGUGAAGGGAUCUGAAUACUUUCCGAGUGCGCUGUAUGUUAGCUGGACUGGUGCUGGAGCUGCUAAUCUGGCCAUAACAGGGGCUUUCAUUACGCAUGACAUGAAACCGGGAAAGUUGGGUAAUUGACACUGAAAUCAACCUAAUGACUCAUAAAACAGGAUUAUAACGGGCAUAUUUAGAGUAAAACACCACCUGACACACACAGGCACAGGAACACACACACAUAUCCACUCAUAUUAUUCACCCUCUGUCUCUGGUAUCAGUGAUGGAGCAGGGUUGGCGGUUGUCAAUUUUAUGUGUGUGUUCCGAUUGUAGUCAUCUGUCCAUCAUUAGUGACAGGCCAUGUGAUAAAACAUGUGAGACAGGUGGUAGACGUCCUCAGCCCUGCGUGGCUUUCCUCUCCUCUCCUCUCUCUGGGUGAAGCUAGUGCUCCAUCAAUACACUCAGUCUGUCACAUUCUUUUUUCUUUCUCCCUCAUCAGACUGGCUCUGCCCUGGAAAACACGACCCCCAAUGUCCCCAAGCCUUUGGAGACUUUGACCUUCAUGCCGGCAAAACUUUUAGAGUCAUGUGCAGAAUGAAUCCGGUGUACACUGGAGAGAGCCCAACCUGA
This is a messenger RNA of Coregonus sp. 'balchen', 18247 nucleotides long. The record is from the annotation of a GenBank genome assembly. Lineage: Eukaryota; Metazoa; Chordata; Actinopteri; Salmoniformes; Salmonidae.